Monopterus albus (swamp eel) is the source of this 6543-nucleotide messenger RNA. It is a transcript of the gene pcdh9, whose product is annotated as protocadherin 9. Gene Ontology annotation, biological process: homophilic cell-cell adhesion. NCBI's taxonomy places the organism in Eukaryota, Metazoa, Chordata, Actinopteri, Synbranchiformes, Synbranchidae. The record is from RefSeq and is a predicted model, not a curated record. The coding region runs from base 888 to 4595 and encodes 1235 amino acids. The transcript is spliced from 5 exons. Gene Ontology annotation, molecular function: calcium ion binding. Gene Ontology annotation, cellular component: plasma membrane.
GGGUCGGUGAGGUUCGGGGCGUCGGUGUGGUGUACUUCACCACUCCUCCGGUGGGUUUACACAGAGUUAGUGCAAGAUAUUCUGCUCUGGGAGUGAGAGCGCACGGAUAAACGGCACAUACGCGCUGGCAUCGGUGUCACACUAAACAACCUUUCUAUGUAGGUUGGCAUUUCCAAGAGGGAUCGACUCUGAGCUUUCACGCCUCUGUUUUGCAUGAAUGCCUUCAUGAUCUUUUUUAACCUUGUGUCUGCGUUGGCUGAGUAUUGAUGGAGCUCCCCGAACUUGAAACAUGACGGGACAUGAGUGUCUUUGCUUGCGUUCACCUCGUCGGCGCCUUAACCUUAACAGGUAGCCGGGGAGGGGGGAAACGCCGGUUUUUUCGGGACGUGUAAGGGAGAUGAGCAUCGGUUUUGGGACCUGUUCUAAUGGAAGACCACACAAACCACUGACCACCUGGCUGCGUCUGCUGGAGGGCUACGCUGGUUACCGCAAUCACCACAGGUCGUACAAUUAGAUCCUGUCCAUUCCUGAAGUUAAAUUGGGAAAAAGGAACUGCGACAUAUGCAGCCUCUAAUUUACUCCAGUUUGUGCGACCAGCAGCUUUUACCCCAAAACGGUUCUUUACUCUGAUUUCUCCUGCGGGGCGAUUAUCUUUUUCUCCCUCAAAGCUAGAUCUGACUGAUCUUUAUCCGAAUAAGCUCGCAGGCACACUGGAUAAGAAGACUAUGAGCUGACACACUCCAGUUUUCCUCCUGCGCUGGAACGGAACAUUUUGGGUUUGUCUGUGGAAGAUUCCUGCCAUCACAUGCAAGGAGUCAUCACCUGUAACAACGCUGCAUAGAAAGAAACCUUUGAGUUGUGGAGGCUGGAAACACAUUUACAUUGUCAUGGAUGUAAAAUACUAUUACCUGUUGGGCGCCCUAUUUGCCUGCAUAUGGCUAGAUCCUUCACUAGCCCAAGAGCUAAUCUACCCCAUCAGAGAGGAGUUGCAGGAGAAUUUCCUCAUUGGAAAUAUACCAAAGGACCUAAACAUUUCUCAUACAAAUGCUGCCACUGGAGCAAGUGCUAAUCUCGUGUACCGGCUCGUCUCCAAAGCAGGAGAUAACCCACUGGUCCGCGUUCUGAGCAGCACUGGUGAGAUAUUCACAACAUCAAACCGAAUUGACAGGGAGAAGUUGUGCCCUGGUCCCUCAUCUGAGGACAGCGAGUGCUCCUUUGAAAUUGAAGUGGUCAUACUGCCUAAUGAUUAUUUCAGGCUUAUUAAGAUCAAAAUAAUUGUCAAAGACACAAAUGAUAAUGCCCCCAUGUUCCCGUCCCCUGUGAUCAACAUCUCCAUUCCUGAGAACACGCUCAUUAACAGCCGCUUUGCUAUUCCUUCUGCCACUGACCCAGACACUGGACCCAACAGUGUCCACAAAUAUGAGCUGAUAAAUGGGCAAAGUGCCUUUGGCUUAGACAUAGUAGAAACGCCUGAGGGGGAGAAGUGGCCCCAGCUCAUUGUGCAACAGAAUCUGGACAGAGAGCAGAAGGACACAUAUGUGAUGAAGAUCAAAGUGGAGGAUGGUGGCAGUCCACAGAAAUCCAGCACUGCUAUUCUCCAAGUUACAGUAACUGAUGUCAAUGAUAACAGACCAGUGUUUAAAGAGAGCCAGACAGAGGUGCACAUACCGGAGAACUCCCCUGUUGGCACAUCUGUUGUGCAGCUCCAGGCCACAGAUGCAGACAUAGGGGCAAAUGCAGAGAUACGCUAUGUAUUUGGAACUCAGGUCUCUCCUGCUACAAAAAGACUCUUUGCAUUAAAUACAACAUCUGGCCUAAUUACAGUGCAGAGGCCUUUGGAUAGAGAGGAGACUGCUAUCCAUAAGCUCUCUGUUUUAGCUAGUGAUGGCAGCUCUAGCCCUGCCAGAGCUACUGUUACCAUAAAUGUGACUGAUGUUAAUGACAAUCCACCUAAUAUAGACCUGAGAUACAUAAUCAGUCCCAUUAAUGGCACAGUCUUCCUCUCAGAGAAGGAUCCUAUCAAUACCAAGAUAGCUCUCAUCACGGUGUCAGACAAAGACACUGACAUCAAUGGCAAGGUCAUUUGUUUUAUAGAGAAGGAUGUGCCCUUCCAUCUCAAAGCAGUGUAUGACAACCAGUAUCUGUUGGAGACAUCUGCGCUGCUUGACUAUGAAGGGACCAAGGAGUACAACUUUAAAAUUGUAGCUUCUGACUCUGGAAAACCGAGUUUGAAUCAGACUGCAUUGGUGAGAGUGAGGCUGGAGGAUGAGAAUGACAACCCCCCAAUUUUUACUCAGCCAGUUAUUGAGCUGGCUGUGAUGGAAAACAACAAACGUGACCUGUUCCUUACUACUCUCAGUGCCACAGAUGAGGACAGCGGGAAAAAUGCAGAGAUAGUUUAUCAGCUGGGUCCAAACGCUUCAUUCUUCGAUCUCGACCGCAAAACAGGGGUCCUGACUGCAUCCAGGGUUUUUGACCGAGAGGAUCAGGAUAGGUUCCUCUUCACUGUAACAGCAAGAGAUAAUGGGACGCCGCCUCUGCAAACACAGGCAGCCAUUAUUGUUACUGUGCUGGAUGAAAAUGACAACAACCCAAAGUUCACACAUAAUCACUUUCAAUUCUUUGUGUCUGAGAACCUUCCUAAAUACAGCACCGUAGGGGUGAUAACUGUGACAGAUUCAGAUGCUGGAGAAAAUGCUGCAGUUUCUCUUUCCAUACUGAAUGACAAUGAGAACUUUAUAUUAGAUCCUUACUCUGGGGUGAUCAAAUCUAAUGUGUCAUUUGAUAGGGAGCAACAGAGCUCCUACACGUUUGAUGUGAGGGCCGUCGACAGUGGCAGGCCUCCUUGCUCCUCGGCUGCCAAGGUGACCAUCAAUGUCAUUGAUGUGAACGACAACACCCCAAUCGUCAUCUAUCCCCCCUCCAACACAUCUUUCAAGCUUGUCCCUCUCUCCUCCAUCCCAGGGUCUGUGGUGGCAGAAGUGUUUGCUGUAGAUGGCGACACAGGGAUGAAUGCAGAACUCAAAUAUACCAUUGUGAGUGGAAACAACAAGGGUCUGUUCAGAAUUGACCCUGUCACAGGGAAUAUUACUCUGGAGGAAAAACCAGCAGUGACUGACAUAGGCUUGCACAGAUUAGUGGUUAACAUCAGUGACCUGGGAUAUCCCAAAUCCCUCCAUACUCUGGUGCUGGUAUUUCUCUUUGUCAAUGACACUGUGGGCAACUCGACACUCAUUUACGAUCUCAUCCGACGCACCAUGGAGACCCCAAUUGACCGAAACAUUGGUGAAAGCAGCGAAACUUAUCAAAGUGGUGAUUAUCUAACCAUAAUGAUAGCCUUUGUUACCGGAGCCUUAGUGGUGAUUAUCGUCAUCUUUGUCACUGUGCUGCUGCGCUGCCGCCAUGCUUCCAGGUUCAAAGCUGCACAGAGGAAAAAACAGGGGGCCGAAUGGAUGUCACCCAACACAGAGAACAAGCAGAAUAAGAAGAAAAAGCGCAAGAAAAGGAAAUCCCCUAAAAGUUCCUUGUUCAACUUUGUCACCAUUGAGGGUAACAAACCUGACGAUCCUGCCCAUGAGCCAAUCAAUGGAACCAUCAGCCUGCCCACCGAGCUGGAGGAGCAAGGGAUUGGACGCUUUGAUUGGAAUGCCACACCUACCACUACCUUCAAACCUAGCAGCCCAGACCUGGCCCGGCACUACAAAUCCGCAUCGCCGCAGUCGGCCUUCCACCUCAAGGCUGACACACCGGUCUCAGUGAAGAAGCACCACGUGAUUCAGGAGCUCCCAUUGGAUAACACAUUUGUUGGAGGCUGUGACACCCUUUCCAAGAGGUCCUCCACGAGCUCCGACCACUUCAGUGCCUCAGAGUGCAGCUCCCAAGGAGGGUUCAAGACGAAGGGGCCCAUGCACACCAGACAACAGGGAACAUUAACUCGUGCCCGAACUGAACUGAACCCUGAAUAUCUGGACCUUCGUCCACGAGCUGAGCUGAACCCUGAAUAUUGGACCCCUUGCACCCCUUUAUCACAGCGGCGCGUCACGUUUCACCUGCCGGAUGGCUCUCAGGAGAGCUGCAGUGACAGUGGUCUGGGCGACCAUGAGCCUGUAAGCAGUGGCUCCCUCCUCACACAACCUCUCCCUCUGGUGCAGGCGCAGGACGACUUCUACGAGCAGGCCUCCCCUGAUAAGAGAACAGAAGCUGACGGCAACUCGGAUCCCAACUCUGAUGGCCCCUUGGGACCUCGUGGCCUAGUGGAAGCUACAGAGAUGUGCACGCAAGAGUGCCUAGUCCUGGGACAUUCAGACAACUGCUGGAUGCCCCCGACACUGGGAACAUAUCAACAGCCAAAGUCGCCUGUACCCAGCUUUGGGUCUCAGAGGGAGUGGGGUCCCAAAGACAAACUUCUCAAUGGACACACUCUGACCAGAACCUGGAAAAAUGAGAGUGGGCGGUCAGAGCAUUUUGGAGACAGGAAACAGUUUGGGAGUGGAGAGGGACACUUCACUAGUGGUGUGGCUGACAUUCCAUUGGUGAGUCUGAAGUCCUGCCAGCCAGCCUCCUGUCCAGACAGCCCAAAGGACCAGCAGCUAUAAGAAGGACUUUGUUUCUGUGCUGUAAGAUGUCCUAACGUCUGGACACAGUAAAAAGACAAAGCAACUCACCUGAGUUCCUCCUUUUUUUUUCUUUCUUGUUUAUUCUCUUCCUGCUUAAGUUGAUGCUUCUGCAGUGUGAUAGCCACAUGUCCUAUGUAGGCCACCGACUAUAGUGCUUCUGCUGUGUUCUCUACAAUUAAACUUUACUAUGGCUCUAGAAGAAAUCUCUUUUUUUAUGUACCUUCAUGGAUUUCUGCAACAUGCAGUAACAUUUUCUGUCCACUUCAUGUGUGAUUUGGACAAGCGGCAGCAGAACGUGUAAAAUGGAGAAAAAGAAAACAAAUUUCAAGAAAAAAAAACUACUAUGGCUGACCAAUAUAUCCAAAUAUUUGUGGUGUGGUUGUUAUUGAGUUGUUCAGGACUAUAUAUUCGACACAAUCAAAGAAUAUGGAAUUCCAUUUCAGAAAGUGUUGUUCUAAUAACACUGUUAGUGGACACUUGUUUAUUCUGUCAUUGUCUGUGUGUUUGUAAAUAAGACUUAUUAACCACUAUCAUGUAUCUGUAAUAACCACAGUGAAUAGGACAGUUAUUGGCUGUUGUCAUCAUAAUGGCUUGUCACCAGGAUCUGGGAUUGGGACUGGACAAAGACCUAUAAUGUGGCAUAAUAUACAACAAGAAAACAUUCACUUGAUUCUUUAAAAACCCUACGGUUGAUUUUAAAACAAUUCAGUCCCAUAAUAUACUCAAUGUUGCCCAUAUUUCAUAAUAUAUGUUUUUUUCAUUUAAUGCAAAGCCACAGGCAAACUGUUUUUUAAAAAUCAAAAACAUUUUGUAUGAAGGAUGUCAGUGCUCAAUAUGUGCAUUAUAGAAAUGAACGCCCUGAAAGCGCUCCUCUAUAAACUGAUUUGGAAAGUGUUCAGUACAGUUAAAUAGCAAUAUAUUUGUAAAUGGCUAAAUGUUUUAUCUAGUGUUGAUCUUAUUACUGUAUAGGUUUUAUUCAAAUUGUGAUUUAACUGAGUGCAAUCCCUCAGUAGUACCUGCAAUUUAUUGGCAUAUGUAUAUAUAUAUAUUAUUUCCGCACAGACUUAUUUUCCAUAUGUAAGAAAACACAGGUAAAGAUAACACUUUAAUCACUGUGCCUUCAUGACCUUUCUUCAAACACUGAAUUAUGUUUAUCUAAACGACGAGAACGUGGUGGCUACAAAGGAUACCGUCUGGUAAUCAAAUGCCUUAUGCAUUGAAUGUAUGCCAAAUUUAGAGACGUAAUCACAUAUAUAUUAAAGUACAAAAUCAAGCCGUUGCUACUGACAACAACACAAAGGCAUGUGAAAAGAAAUGGUCAGUCAAGAAAAGUCAUGUGUCAUUCCACUGUCUGAAAAGCUUUGUUUUAUUAUACAGCAUGGAAGGCAAAUUACACAAUGGAAAAGCAUGCUAAAAAGUUAUAAAUUUUAAAAGUAACUUGACAUUUUUGUGUCACUUUAUUUUGCUGGAAUAGAGUUGAUUUGUGCAUUAAGGAAAAGAUUCAGUUUGUAUAGCACUUUCAUAUUUAUGUCACAGUAUAAAGAAGUUAAGUGGGAUGGAGUGAUUUGCUUAUCGCAGUAUGUUUGUCAGUUGUGAGGGUGUUUGACAUCGCAGAUACUGAAACAGUUAAUCCUUGUUACUACUCUACAGGUAUACAGCUACUGCAAUAAAUGUUUUAAUUGUACGUUUAAUUUGUGUACAGGAUGAUCUUAUCAGGAGUUUUGUGUCUGUUUUGUGUAGAUUUUAGUCCACAUGAGCUAAUUUUCCUAAAUAACAAUGUACAAAAUCUUGUUGCAAAUAAGCCAGUAAAUUGUUUAAGCAUGGCACAGUUAUGAGCUACAACUGAAAUGUUCCUAAAUUUUGGAGUUAAGACUGUGGAUAUUUUCCAUUAUCUUAUAGUCACUGAAUUACAUUCAUACUCAUUGCC